This is a messenger RNA of Paramecium sonneborni, 1350 nucleotides long. The record is from the annotation of a GenBank genome assembly. NCBI's taxonomy places the organism in Eukaryota, Ciliophora, Oligohymenophorea, Peniculida, Parameciidae.
AUGAAUUAACUUCUAUUUUCCUUAUUGAUUGUCAUAACUCUCUGUGGCUAAUAGUAAGGUAGUUUUCUAUAAGAGAAACAAAAUAAUAAGAUAUUUACGAUUAAACUAAGAGAGACUCAAAAGAUUGUAUUAUAUGCAAUAAAAUCAUAGGUGACAGCGAAAGAAAUGUAUGAUUUUCUAUCAACUAAACAAACUUAUUUUCGAUAACAAAUUCCAAUAGACAUAUCGGAAAUAGAAUUUGGUGGAUAUGUACCUAAGCUAUAAUAAAAUGAGUAAAAAAAAGGAACAUCUUUAAAAUUACACAAUUUUAAGAAUACCUAAUUUACUGGACCUAUAACAGUUGGUGAUUAGGAAUUCUAAGUGAUUUUUGACACUGGUUCUGCAAACUUUUGGAUAGAUUCUGUUAAAUGUAAGAAUGAAGGAUGUUAACAACAUAUUCAAUACAAACCAAGUUUAAGAGCAAAACAUUUAGGAUAUGCUUUAAAUGUUCAAUUUGGAACAGGCGAUUUAAAUGGAGAAGUUAAUUCAGAUGUAGUAAAAUUAGGAGAAAUUGAGAUUGAAGAUCAAAAUAUAGCUGAAAUAAUAGAAGAAAAUGGAUCUGUUUUUUAAAAUGUAUGAAAAUUAAGUAAUUUAAAAGACAGGAUUUGAUGGUAUCGUAGGAUUGGCUUAUCCAAGCAUGGCAGCCUAUAAUUUUAGUCCAUUAUUUGAUAAUAUGAUUAAUGAGAAGAAAUUGAAAUCAAACUAAUUUUCAUUUUAUAUGAGUAACUAAGUCAAUAGCUAUGAAUCGUAAAUAACAUUUGGUGGUUAUGAUGUCACCAAACUUGAUGGUCCAAUUAAUUAUCAUCCAGUUAUUGAUUAAUAUUAUUGGAUGAUAAAAGCAGAUAAUAUAUUAGUCAACGGUAAAGAUGAAGGAUUCUGUCCUAAAGGUUGUAAAAUAGUGGCAGAUACAGGUACUUCACUAAUCACAGGUCCUUUUGAAGAUUUAAUGAAAUUAUUAGGUAUCUCUAUUAAUACAUAUUAGAUUUAACUAAUAUAAACGAUGAUUGUUCAAAUUUAAAUCAAUUACCAAAAUUAACAUUUAGAAUUGAUGGAGUUGAUUAUGAUUUAGAUUCCAAAGAUUAUAUAAUGGAAAUGAGAGAUGAUGGCACAGAGAUUCCAUUAAACAAUGAUGUUUCAGCUUCAGCAUUUAUUUAAGGAACUUCAAGUUAAUGUAUAGGGGCAUUCAUGCCUUUGGAUAUUCCAGAACCUUAAGGACCUGCUUGGAUUUUGGGAGAUAUAUUCUUAACUAAAUAUUUAAGUGUUUAUGAUAGGGACACAAAUAUGGUUGGAUUUGGAAAGGCUAAACAUUGA